AUGGACGACAAACUGCGGGCGUACGGGCUGCGGCCUGAGUCUCGCGUGCUCAUCAUCAUGACCGGCGGCACCAUCUGCAUGCGCCCGUCGCCCUCAGGCUUCGUCCCAGCACGAGGCUUCCGCGAGGCCGUCCUCGAGCCGUCGCCGACCUUCAACGACGGCAGCGCCCCCGGCCAGCUCGAGGUCGUGGUCAACAGCGCCGGGGAGCGAGCCAGCCACGUCUCGCUGCGCACUCCGGCCAGCAGCUACGGCACCCGGGUGCGCUACGCCGUGUACGAGUUCGACGAACUGCUCGACAGCAGCUCGAUCGACGCCAAAGGAUGGGCGCAGAUCGCGCGCGCGAUCGCCUGGAACUACAAGCUGUUCGAUGCCUUCGUGGUGCUGCACGGCACCGACAGCCUGGCCUACACCUGCUCGGCGCUGAGCUUCAUGCUGCAGAACCUGGGCAAGCCGGUGAUCCUGACCGGCAGCCAGACGCCCAUGCUGCAGCUGCAGAACGACGCGGCAGACAACCUGCUGGGCGCGCUGGUGGUGGCAGGCCACUUCAUGGUGCCGGAGGUGUGUCUGUACUUUGACGGGCGACUGUUCAGGGGCAACCGGACGACGAAGGUCGCGGCCAGCGACUUUGCGGCGUUUGCGAGUCCGAAUGCGCCGCCGCUGGCGACGACGAGCUCGAUGAAGACGGACGUGGCGUGGCAUCUGGUGCGCAAGCCGACGAGCAUCGAGCACUUCAGGAUCCGGACGAACCUGGACACGACGCAUGUUGCGUGUCUGCGUAUCUUCCCCGGCAUCCAGCCUGAGAUGGUCGACUCGGUGCUGAAGCUGGAGGGCCUCCGGGGGCUUGUGCUGGAGACCUUUGGCGCCGGCAAUGCGCCCAGCGGACAGGACAACAGGAUGACCAAGGUGCUUGCCGACGCCAUCAAACGGGGCAUAGUCAUCGUCAACGUUACUCAAUGCCUCUCUGGGAGCGUCUCGCCCGUGUAUGCCACCGGGAUGACGCUCUCGCGCGCCGGCGUCGUGGCUGGCGGCGACAUGACGACGGAAGCGGCCCUGACGAAGCUGGCGUACCUGCUGGCGAUGCACGAUGCGACGCCCGAGUCCGUCGCCAGGGACAUGUCGCUCGACCUGCGCGGCGAGCUGUCCGACCACCACCACCCGCUCUUCCGGCACCCCGACGGCGCCCUGCCCGACCGCGUCAAGAGCCUGACGGCGCUGGGCUAUGCCAUCUCGCACGGCGACCUCGCGCAGGUCACUGACAUCAUGCGCGGCGGCCAGGAGUGGCUCCUCAACGACCACGACUACUCCGGCAACACCCCUUUGCACCUCGCGGCGACGUCCCCUGAGAUCUCGAUCCUGCGGUACUUCCUGCUGCACGGCAGCUCCGUCCACCUGCGCAACAACACGGGCAAGACGCCUCUCUUCCUCGCGGCCAACGCCGGCCUGGUCGACCACGUCGAGCUGCUGCGUCGCUCGGGCGCCCACCUGCACGCCGACGAGCUCGCCGUCGCCGAGCUGCACGCCAGGCGCCGGCCGGACAUCUGGGCCAUGGCGGGCGUCGACCUGCCCAAGCUGAACAACGCAGACGCAGCCGUCAACAGCAGCAGCAAUACCAACGGCAGCAGCAGCAGCAGCAACGGCACCGGCAAUGGCAAGGGCAAGGACUGA
This is a messenger RNA of Nannizzia gypsea CBS 118893, 1665 nucleotides long. Its product is annotated as lysophospholipase. Gene Ontology annotation, molecular function: protein binding; asparaginase activity. The transcript has 3 exons. The record is from RefSeq and is a predicted model, not a curated record. Lineage: Eukaryota; Fungi; Ascomycota; Eurotiomycetes; Onygenales; Arthrodermataceae. Bases 1 to 1665 code for a protein of 554 amino acids.